UACCGUACGUGACGCUAUUUUGUCCAUCCAGCCAAUCAGCAGCGUGUAUUUCUGGUAAAGUUUGUCAAGCUUUGUCGGCCAUUUUUAGAAGGUGACCUUAGUGUCGGGUCAAGUCUCGCGAGAGGUGCGAGUUGCCGUUGAAACGAACGGCUCGCUUUUGCAAAUAUCGCGAGAUUUCACGUCGUGCUAUUGCGUAAUGCGUAAAUUCUCGCGUGGAAUUCUCGCGUAGAAACAAACAACAAACAUGGCGGACGACCACACAGAUGCGGAUCAGAGCAUGGAGGGACACACACCUGUUGCAGAAAAUCCCCAUGCAGAAUCUCAUGACGGCUCCUCUCGUGUUACAGAGAAUAGUGGAGAGCGAGAAGGCGAACGCUGACAAAGUGCCCAAACAGAAGGUGGAUAUGCAGACGCUACAGACUCUCCCCACACGAGCGUAUCUGGAUCAGACCGUGGUUCCCAUCCUGCUUCAGGGCCUCUCGGUGCUCGCCAAGGAGCGGCCUCCAAAUCCCAUCGAGUUUUUAGCGACAUUCCUCCUGAAGAACAAGUCGCAGUUCGAGGACAGGAGUUAAGCCGACGGAUGGACGAAGACGCCGAUCGUCACUUGCUCUAAUGUUUGCCGACUGUUAGUUUUUGUUUUUAUUUUUCUCCUUCACACUUGAUUAAAAAUGUUACAGCAGAAAUACGA
Tachysurus fulvidraco (yellow catfish) is the source of this 688-nucleotide messenger RNA. RefSeq names its product dpy-30 histone methyltransferase complex regulatory subunit (gene dpy30). The record is from RefSeq and is a predicted model, not a curated record. The transcript has 5 exons. Lineage: Eukaryota; Metazoa; Chordata; Actinopteri; Siluriformes; Bagridae. The coding region runs from base 264 to 572 and encodes 102 amino acids. Gene Ontology annotation, cellular component: Set1C/COMPASS complex.